This is a messenger RNA of Planococcus citri (citrus mealybug), 1041 nucleotides long. RefSeq lists its product as uncharacterized. NCBI's taxonomy places the organism in Eukaryota, Metazoa, Arthropoda, Insecta, Hemiptera, Pseudococcidae. The record is from RefSeq and is a predicted model, not a curated record. The coding region runs from base 255 to 830 and encodes 191 amino acids. The transcript has 3 exons.
CCUUUCUUCUUAUCAAACACUCAAACUGCAAUGCAAUUUCGUAGGAAUUUUCUCAGAUCAUUCUGUUUUUGAACCUUUUCUCUUGUACUGACUACUGUCAUCUUCCGCAGCUUUUAUUUCACGUUUGUAUAAUCUUCAUGUAAAAUUAUAGACUUCCUCGCAUGAUUCCAAGUACCUAUAUUAUCAUUAAUUAAUGAUCUGUCGUUGUCAAACACUUGGUCUUGGUAACACAUCUGAGCCGAUCGUAUAUCACAAUGAAUACCUUAGAACAACGUAUCUAUGUUCAGAUGACCAAAUCAACGGCGAAAUCAUUCGAAAACUUCGUGGACUCGUUGGUGAAACACGACGAAGUAGUCAGCGAUGCCGAACUCAUCAACACGAUGCAACGAAUUACUAAAAAACUACAAACCGUGAUGAGCAAAUGGGACCGUAAACUCGAAAGAGUAACUCAUACCGAAACCAAUAAUUCAUGUUCCUCGUUCAAAGUUCCUGUCCUCACCAAUACCGGUAACGGUGGCAUCGACGAUAUCGUUAAUUUCAGCAAAGUUAGUCGAUGCUCGGUCGGAUCUACUACAGAAAUCGACCCUAAACCGGGAUGUUCGUACAACACCAGUUCAACUGAUUAUGAUCAAGAGAAAAAACUCAUGAUGGUAUUCAAAGAUACCGACGAACAGUUGUAUCUUGGUGCUGCUGGUUUCUAUGUCGAAGGAAUUACCGAAGGGUUUUGGAAAUGUAACCCCUGUGAUGCUAAUAAUCUGCCGUUGAAUAAUCUUCUUUCUCAUGUUAAUGGUAAAGCUCAUAAGAAGAAGAUUAACUUUAAAGGUGUCUAAUAUAAUUAGAUAUCUUUCAGUCAUUUUUUUUAAAAAUCUAUUCGUACCUACGUUGAUACGGUCGUUACUAUACUAAUGUUACUAAGAUUUCGUUCGAUUCUCAUAUUACGGUUCGUUCUACCUUUUUCCCUAUAUUUUAGUUUUUUUUUUAAAGUACUGUUUUUUUUAAUUUGUUUAUUUUGAAAAAUUAUAAUAUUCUAUCGAGUAAUGA